Molecule: messenger RNA, 2452 nt
Organism: Eriocheir sinensis (Chinese mitten crab)
Lineage: Eukaryota; Metazoa; Arthropoda; Malacostraca; Decapoda; Varunidae
Exons: 3
Coding region: 669-1364 (231 amino acids)
Source: RefSeq, a predicted model, not a curated record
ACCCUCCUGGCUGGCCGCCCUCUGGCCCUCCCGUAUAAAAACUAGAGCGGUCUGGUGUCCUGUAGCUCGACACAUUUCUCAGCUGGAGCGAAACCCAGCCAAUCAGAAAAGAGAGCCGGAGAGGGUAUGGGUUUCUACUGGUCGACUGGGUUAUACGUAACAGUGUAUGGAGAGGUAGGGGUAAAAGUCUAGCAUUAAUAAUAGGUUUGGUGCUCUACUUUUACCUCCAAGUCAUCGGUAACAAAGGUUCAUUUGAUAUAGCGAGGCAUAAUGGCUUAGCGAAAGGGUAGAUAGUGGAUCAAUGUGUCCGUCGCAGACCUAUAUCUCAGCUACCAUGGUCAAGGACGAAUGGGAGGAAGUGCUAGCUAAACGUUACUAGGGCAGCGUGUGGUCCACUCCCGAAACGCCUGCUCUGACCCUGUCAAGAAGCUGGCCCGUUUCCUGGAGCUCGCCAGUCUCCCGCCUGCCCUCAUUCGGUAAAGAGUGUAGAUGAACGCCACACAGAGGGCGAAGUGACGGUGUAAUAUACAGAGCAACCGUGGAUGUGCUGGAAAUAUGGCGCUUUGAUAUUGGUUUUCAGUGAACCAAUGAACGCGAGUGACGAUGACCAUGUGCAAAAAGACUUACUUUAUUAAAGGAAUGUACAGAAGACGGAUUCUCCGUCAGGCAUGAUGGCGUGGCACGUGGUGACGAUAAUGGUGGUGGCGGCGGCGGCGGGCAGCGGGGUGACGGAGGCCGCCAACAUGGAGGACACGGUGAAGGACCUUUAUGCGGAGCCACCCGUGGGUCAGCAGGGACGAUUCUUCCUCAACUAUGACCAAGCGGCGGCCUUCAACACCUCCGUCGCCUUCACCAUCCCUUUGUUCUCCUUCACGCUGCCCGGCGCCAGUGACACCAGUGCUGCCGGCAUGAACCCCCAGGCCUUUGGCGCAAUUGCCUUCGUUGCACUCUUCCUGCUGGGCGGCCUGGGUGUGUCUAUCUACACCACCUCCCAGGGUGCCGUGGGAGGCGGCAGACAACACUCAGACGGAGGGUCGUCAUACCAUGAGUCGCUGCUGGCCUGGCUGCUAAACGACUCUCUCUAUGGCCUCCCCAACAUCGUGGACACCGGCAGCUGUGCUAGGCUGGCGGUGUGUGGGGCCUACGCCGAGCCGCAGAGAUACGGCCUCUUCGCCCUACCCAUCAGAUUUCUAGUGCCGUCCCUUCCUGACGUGCCCCAGGCGGAGCUCACCGAAUUCCAGAAGGCGGCCCGCUACGGCGACGAGGGAGUGAGGGACUGCCAGUACGAGUUCCCGUGCCUAGUCCAGCCUCUCGACCUGCUACUCUACAUGUACGAGUAUUGGUUUGGAGACGACUAUGCAUAAUACGUGACCAAAAGAGCUACAGGGCAUCGAGGGACGACGGACGAAGCCCCAUACCUCAACCGACUCGUAAUGGCUGUCCUGUGACCUAAUUAAUGACUCUAUAGUGAGUCAGCUUCAUUAUCUCGUUGUAGAGUUUGGAUGUUUUCCGCGUCGAUCCACUUUUCUGAAGUCACAUAACGGCGUGGUUGGCAUUUCUUUCGAUUUAUAAACGGUACUGACGUAUUUAGCUCAAAGGAAGAGCGACGGCGUAAAGUGAGGUGCCGGGACACGGACCAUGAACUGCUGCGGCGCCUGACAGACACCACAAAUUACAGUGACGAUUUUUUUUUCUCCAGAAAUACAACAGACAGAAACCAAAAAUAGUGAUAAGGUGAUAUCAUUUCAUACAGAACUUUGGCUAAGACCUGACAAUGUUUCCGAACUCCCCCUGAGUUAACGAGCAAGACACGUAACCCACCUGCGAGGGGCGGCUCGACGCGCUGCAGAACAAGGUAUUAGACGAGGCGUCGACACCGAAGAUAGAGGAGACUCCAGGACCGUGACGCCGGCCACCCGUGUGUGCAGUCCGCCCCGCCAAGACAAGGAGCCAGAAGCAACACGUAUAGAUAUACUUUUACUGUAUCAUGCUCAGAAAUAGUAUUAAAUGGGGAGGCCAUGAUGAACGAAAAACUAACAUGGCCUCCCUUUCCUUUGUGUAUAACAAACAUAAGAGUAGCCAGAAUUCAGUUACUAUGAACAGUUUGUCAGUAUUCCCAAAGCUUGGUUGGUGUUGGUGAAUGGUGCAGAGAAAAGCCUUCGGAACACCCCCGGUAGUUGUUAGGCCAAGUUCAGUACCCUGUGUCCUUCCCGCCUCUUGAGAGGUGUCACCUGCUUACCUCACGCCAACACUCCCUAGCUGACUCACGCCUUCCCUCGACACCACUAUCAUUUGUACAUAAGCAGCUUUGUCAUACAUCCAGGUCUGAGAGCCAAGUGAACACCCCGCCCUUCCUUCCUCUCUUCCUCAGCCGUCCUAGGUAAUGAGCACCAAAGUUUCAUGAUUUUAACUGUGUAUGUGUGUGUGUGUGUGUGUGUGUGUGUGUGUGUGU